GGGAUUUUAAGAAAAUAUCGGGAAGAUCGCAGAUCAAUAUAAUGGAGUGUUUGGAUAUGUUCACUUUGUUUGUCAAUAAUAUACCAUUUAAAAGGCUUUGUUAAUCCAAACAGAUGACAUUUCUCUACCUUGGAAACCAUACGAAUUGUAUAAUUUAAGAGGCUAAGGGAUGGCUUCGUUUGAAGAAGACAUGGAAUCGCUGGUUGAACUGCGGGUCAGACACUGGAGACCAGCUAUUGUCCAAUGCAUCCAGACACAUCAGUUAUGUACCAGACUAGCUUCUAAAGGGAUUAUAACGGAUGUUGAAAAAAACCGGAUAUGUGACCUUUAUCGGAAUAAAACAUGUCUUGAUGCAAGUAACGAACUGUUAAACCUUGUGAUCAGUAAAAAACAAGCACAAAAGUGGGCUCUUUUUUUGGAGGCACUCGAUGACGAAGGUCUGGAAUAUGUGAAGUCACGUUUAAUAGCGUCAGAUAUAGAGUUACCAGAAGAGAGAGAGCACGGAAAGACGAUGCUUCAGUUUUUCGGCCCUGACCUAGAAAAGGAAAUUAAUGAGCCUCUUCAAAUAGCAAGAUUAUUAAAAAAUAAAAAGGUUAUAACUGAUGUUGACUUGCAAGAAAUAACGAAUUCGACUCUGCAACGGUCAACAAAUCUUGCUGUGCAUAUUCUUUUAACAAGAAUGCAAUGCCAUAAGAGACCAGCAGAGUGGUACUAUGAGUUCCUGUGUUCACUCCGCGACGAAGGGUACCAACAUCUUGCAAACAAAUUGGAACCAGAUUUCCUUAAAAAUCCAUCUGCGUAUAUGCCUAAGCUUGGUCCCAUUCAACCAUCAAACAAUGAGAAAGAGCACGUGCUUGAAGAUAAAAUGAAGUUCGAACCAAGCAAUGACCUUAACGCACAGGCCCCAUCUACAAGCGAGACAUUUGAAUCGAAGUCGGAGUCUGAAGUGCAAGAACAAAUACUUAAAAGGGGAACCAAUAGUGGAAAUCGAAAUGAUAGUAGGACGGAUAUUGAAAACUUAAAGGACCUGAAUAUUAAGCCGGUUGAGGAAUUUACAGACAAAACAAAUGAAUCCGACGCGGAAAGUGAAGAAGAAAAUACGCUUGCUUCUGAUUACGAAAGUUCAGAUGCUGAGGAAGAAGAACCAAAACCUCAUUCAUUAGAGUUCCGGGAUUAUCAAAUAGAGCUUGCAGAGGAAGCUAUAAAGGGAAAGAACACGAUUAUAUGCUCUGAAACCGGAACCGGAAAAACUUGGGUUGCUCUACAUAUCGUUGCAAGCCAUCUUGCAAAAGCUAGCAAUUGCGUUCUAAUCAAGCAACAGGCAAACAGGUUCAAACGCUAUCUGCCACAAUACCAGACCAAGCUAAUCACCGGUGAAGAAGAAGAGUCCCGAAUGAUUGACGCCUUUGUCCCCAACUAUGACAUCAUGUGUUUCACACCGCAAAUACUGCUGAACAAUCUUGACAGUAAAAACAUUGAAACCCUCAGCAAAUUUUCGCUAUUGGUUUUCGACGAGUGUCACCACACAAAGGGAGAUGAGCCCUACGCAAGACUUGCUCGAAGGUAUCUCAUAGAAAAGGAAAUUCAAACAACAAAAAUGCCACAGAUGAUUGGUCUAACAGCAUCAGUCGGUAUUGGUCCGGCGAGAACCGUCGAGGACGCUGUUGAUUAUAUUCUGCACCUUUGUGCGAAGCUUGACACAACACUCUUAUCAACUGUUGAACGGUGCAAGGAAAGCCUUCUGAAAUGGACCAAUAUACCGAAAGAAGAAGUUAUGAAGAUGGUUAAACGGGAACCUGACCCUGGUAAGGACAUCAUGUUUAAUGCAAUGGAUGACACAGAAUCUUUACUAGAAGAUAUGGCGUUUUUACAGCCUGAUCUUACUGAUUUAAUGAUAGAGAAAAAGCCAGCAGAAAAAGAGUCGCAAGCUUACAACAAGUGGACUGUUGAUAUUGAAAGAGCGGCGCAACUAAACGUAACAGAUCACGAAGCGGCUCGAGACAUCAGCUCUUAUGUCCAAAAAAGUUUGUCUGCAAGCGCAAGGGAAAGAGACAAUGAAAACCCGAAUGUGAAAAUAGUCAGCGGUCAAUUGCGCCAGAUGAUUCGGGAAAAGGGAGAUGACUCACGAGCAAUUGUAUUUGUGAAGGCACGGGCUACUUGCAGAGCACUGGCGGAGUAUAUCGAUAAUGAUCUGCGAGAAAUUGGUGUCCGAGCACAUCCGCUAUAUGGCCAACAAACUCGCGGACUAGACGAAGGUAUGACUGAGAUCGUUCAGACUGAGACUGUUGAGAAGUUCAGGGAAGGACAUUACAAGGUGAUGGUUUGCACCUCUGUCGGAACAGAGGGCAUAGACGUCCCUGAUUGCAACAUCGUGGUCAACUAUAACUACUCCGGGGAUGAAAUAACAAAGAUACAAAUGAAAGGUCGAAGCAGAAAACAAGACGCCACUCAUGUUCUUGUAGGAAGCGAAAAACAAGUGGAGCAGGAAAUGGUGAACGCGUACAAAGCAAAUCUUAUGUAUAAGGCGAUGGAUGAAUUUAAGCGGCUUAACCCCAAACACAUUCGGUAUAAAAUUGCUAUUUACCAGAAGGAGGAGAUGCAAAAACAUAGAUAUAAGAUGGAAUACGAAAAGGCUAAGAAAAGCAAAAUGUCGGAAGAUGAUCUAGAAAUACUUUGCAGGAGAUGCAACACAAAAGCCUGUCAAGUCUCUGACAUUCGAAAGCUUGGUAAUGGUUAUCUUGUCUUGGACAAGAGCUUUGCUAAAAGAAUCAGCACGAAACCGCACAAAAGCCCCAAAAAGUACAACGGAAUUGAAAAGAAAUCAAAAAUGUUCUGCAAGAAAUGCCCGUUGGACUGGGGCAUAGUUGCAGAAAGGGAUGGCAUCGACCUUUGGAUUUUAAAAAUAAAAUGCUUCAAGUUUCGGAACCUGCGUUCUGCCGAUGUUUCAGCUUACAAACAUUGGAUAGAAGUUCCAUAUGAUGUCCCUGAGAUGACCCUUGAAGACAUUCCAAAAUUCUUUGGAACUGUAGACGAAAUAGCCUGAACUGUUUUUAUUCAAAUGGAAUUCGAUCAGCGUUUCUUCGACAUAAGUACAUACAAUUAGAGAUAACAACGCUUUAUUUAUAUAUCUCAAUAUGUGGACUUGGUAUAAUACAAAUGUAUAUGACCUGAUUAUUAACUUUGUAUUGUUAUUAUCUAAAGAUCAGCAGUUUGAAUGCCCUUAUUUUGCAUGUUUGCUUUAUGUUUUAGACGUAGAUCAGUAUUUUAGUGCAAACUAUCAGUAUUGUUUUGAAAUUAUAUUUAUUAAGUUUAAUCAAAGAAACGGAUUUUAAUACGAAUAAGUGUAUAAUUUGAAAUAUUUUAUAUUUAACUUAUUUGUCCGAAGGAUUAAAUACAGCCCAAAUGGUAAUCCUUUAAUUGAGUAUAAACAAGGUGAGGAAAAUAACAUGUUUGUAGAACUAUAUUAUUUAAAAGAUGCUCCUUUUGCUGCGCUUUCUGAUUGGAGGUAUACCGUACGUUAAGUUAGGCAAAAGGGCUAAAUUAUUUUGUACGAUGUUAAUUUAACAGCAACACAUAUAUUCAUAAAAUAUUUUGACAGGUUUUAUGUAGUUUAAAUUUUCCAAUGUGACAAAGGAUGUAUUUAAAUUUGAUUGAAUGUUCUUUUUUCAAAUCAGAUUGGGUAUUGUUCAUAAUACAAUAGAAGACACAUGGACAAGCUCAGUAACCAAACAAUCACUUGGUUAUUAAAGAGUCAUGCCUGUGAUGUACAUUCUGUAUAUAUUUUAUUUUAAACCAUAUUUUAAUUGUUGCUGACAUGCAUUGUGUAUUUUGGCUUAAUGUCGCAAUGUACAACACUUCCAAUAUUGCUUUGUAUCUGUGAGACUGUUAAUGUUAGAAGGGAUUUAUAAAAAAAAAUGUAUUCAGAUUUUUGACCUGUGUGAAUAUGUUGUUUGUGAAGAAAUGUUGAUAUAUACAGUUAAAUAUAAGUUAAACAAAUUAUCAUUUAGGAUAUAAACUUUAUUGAAACACGAUAUUUCAAAAUGUUAAU
This is a messenger RNA of Mya arenaria, 4048 nucleotides long. RefSeq names its product antiviral innate immune response receptor RIG-I-like. Gene Ontology annotation, molecular function: hydrolase activity; DNA binding; ATP binding. The transcript has 17 exons. Gene Ontology annotation, cellular component: cytoplasm. The record is from RefSeq and is a predicted model, not a curated record. NCBI's taxonomy places the organism in Eukaryota, Metazoa, Mollusca, Bivalvia, Myida, Myidae. Bases 170 to 3043 code for a protein of 957 amino acids.